This is a messenger RNA of Aspergillus heteromorphus CBS 117.55, 1532 nucleotides long. RefSeq names its product trafficking protein particle complex subunit 13. Gene Ontology annotation, cellular component: TRAPPIII protein complex. The transcript is spliced from 6 exons. Lineage: Eukaryota; Fungi; Ascomycota; Eurotiomycetes; Eurotiales; Aspergillaceae. The record is from RefSeq and is a predicted model, not a curated record. The coding region runs from base 330 to 1340 and encodes 336 amino acids.
AUCGGGGCCCCAGGAUGACAUAAUCAUCACGUACCUGUGGAGGGGAGACGGAGCAGAGCAAACGGCCACAGCAUCAGAUGUCAGACGCCGUGCAGUAAGUCUGUGCAAUAAGUCUGCCUCAUUUAAACGUUCAUCUUGGAUCGUCGUCACGAUCCUUUCGUGUGGAGGCGAGAGAUCGAAGCAUUCCGGGGUUCAUUUCGAGAUCCUGGUCGAUGCGGAGGUUUGCAGCGUUUGGCCUGUUUGGCCUGUUUGCCUGUCCUUAGCGUUGCGCGAUAACGACGGAAUGACGCCGCCUCCAGCUUCGCUUCAAUCGACAAUUACUCCCCUCCAUGGCACGCCCUCGCGCUCUCUCGGGCGCCGACGCCCCCAAAGAACCACAUGCCGUCUCCCUGAAAGUACUGCGGCUAUCACGGCCUUCUUUAUCCUAUCAGUACCCCCUCCCGGUGGCGGAGACGAAGAUCUCGAAUAAAGCUUCGCUGAGCUAUCCCGCGGACAACAUCGAUGAUCAGUUUAUCCUCACGCCCAAUUUAACACUGCCCCCGGCCUUCGGAUCCGCAUACGUCGGGGAGACAUUUGCAUGCACCCUGAGCGCCAACAAUGAAUUGCCAGAAGAAGAGACAUCGCGGGUCGUCACGUCGGUCCGCAUAGUGGCGGAGAUGCAGACACCAUCGCAGGUAGCGGCUUUGGACCUGGAGCCGGCCGAAGAUACGGCUUCGAAGGACGGGAUACAGAAGGGCUUUUCUCUACAGAAGAUCGUGCGGUUCGAUCUGAAGGAGGAGGGAAAUCACAUCCUGGCGGUCAGCGUCAGCUACACGGAAACGCUGAUCGGGUCGGACGCGCAAGCCGCCAGUGGGCGAGUGAGAACGUUCCGCAAGCUCUACCAGUUCGUCGCGCAGCCCUGUCUCAGCGUGCGAACGAAGUCCUCGGAACUAGCGCCAUUGGAGGUCGAGAAUAAAGCGCUGGGUCCUUAUGGGAAAACCCGUCUGCUCCGAUUCGCGCUGGAGGCGCAACUGGAGAAUGUGGGCGAUGGGCCUGUUGUGGUCAAGCAAACGAGGCUCAACCCGAAACCCCCGUUCAAAUCGGUAUCCCUGAACUGGGAUCAGGAGGGUCCGGAGCAGACGGAUCCGCAGCCACCGACGCUACACCCGCGCGAUGUCCUGCAGGUCGCGUUUCUGGUCGAGCAGGAAGAAGGGCAGCAGGAAGGCCUUGAGACACUCCAGAAGGAGAUGAAACGUGACGGACGAGCGGUUCUGGGCCAAUUGUCAAUCGAGUGGCGAGGCGCGAUGGGAGACAAGGGGUUUCUGACCACGGGCAAUUUGUUGACGCGCAGACGCGCAUGAGAGAGUCAGUCAGACAAGGAGUAAAAUGUACGGAUGCAUGUCCGGAGUACCGUGUACCUGAGAGAUGCAGUGGUUCCUUUGCCCCUGUCCCCUGUGUAACCACCACCACCACCAUCACCACCUACCUACGGAGUACCUACCUAUCUAGAUACCAUUCCGGACACCGCAACAGCAAACGCCGACCGGUGCAGA